Rotaria sp. Silwood2 is the source of this 1482-nucleotide messenger RNA. Lineage: Eukaryota; Metazoa; Rotifera; Eurotatoria; Philodinida; Philodinidae. The record is from the annotation of a GenBank genome assembly.
AUGGAUUUCUUAUCAUUUAUUAAUCGUUAUUAUCUUCUACUUAAAAUACAUUAUUUUCUUUUCUAUUCUGCUUAUGGUGCAAUAAUUCCAAUUUUAAAUUUAACACUUCGUGCACAUGGUCUUUCAAAUACAGAAAUUUCUUAUUCAAAUAUAAUUCUUCCAUUUUUAAUCUUUCUUACAAGUCCUUUAAUAGGUUUUAUUGCUGAUCAUUCACGUCGUUUUAUUUUAACAUUUAAUAUUAUUUUAAGUCUUAUUAUUCUUUUAUUUUUAAUUAUGUUUUCCUUACCAAGUAUUAAAUCUCAUCAUAUACAAGCUAAUAUAUAUUAUGAUAAUCAAUAUGGUUAUGUAUUAAAUUUUUGUGCUAGUCAAGAAGUAGCAACAAAAUGUGCAACAAGAUCUGAAUGUGGAUGUUCAUAUCAAGCAUGUUGUAAAAAUGAAAAUUUAACAUUUAAUUCAACAUUUACUAUGAAUUCAAAUGCAAUAGAAAAACAUUUCAAAGAUCAUGAUAAUUCUAUAUGUGAAAUUGAUUAUCAAGUACCAAUUGAUGAAAUAUUUAUUAAAACUUUAAGAGAGGAUAAAUUAUUUCAAGCAAAAUGUGAAAUAAUUUGUUCUAUUCCAUAUUUUUGUCAUGGUGUACGAUAUCAACAACAAGUCAUUUAUGUUCUUCUUUAUUCACUUAUAUAUAUUAUUGGUUCAACACUUCUUUCAAAUGCAAAUGCUAUUGGUAUAUCAAUUGGUUUUUCUGUUGUUAUACAUUCAGAUUUAAUUGGUAAACAACGUGUUUGGGGUACCAUUGGUUUUGGUACCAUAGCUUUUUUUAGUAGUCGUCUUUAUAGUGUAUUUAAAAGUGAAUAUGUCUAUAUUUGUAUGUUUAUAAUAAUAGCUAUUCUUACGAUUAUUGUUACAAGUUUUAUUUCUUUAAAAAAGAAUGAAGAUUCAAUGAAAAGAAAUAAACGAACAUUUAAUUUAUUAGCACUUAUUUCAUUACUUAGAGAUUUUGAUAUAUUUAUAUUUCUUUCGAUUACAUUAGUUUGGGGAAUGUGUUAUGGUUGUAUGUAUCCUUUUGUUUAUUUAUAUAUUGAUGAAAUAGCACCAUGUCAAUCACGUUCUAUUAUUGGUUGGAUGUCAUUAGUAGCAGCAUUAUCUGAAGUUUUUGCUCUUUAUAUUGCUAGACGAAUGCUUAAGUUCUUUGGUACAAAUUUAUCAUCAAUAAUUAUCUUUUUAGCAUUUUCUAUUCGAUUUGGUGGAUAUUAUUUUAUACAACAACCUUAUUUUUUUAUAUUGAUGGAAACAAUGCAUUUUUUUAAUUUUGGUAUUCUCUAUGUUUUAAUUGCACAAAAAGCUGAUUCAAUUGCACCAUCUGGUCUUUCUGGUACACUUCAAGGCAUUGCUCAUGGUAUCUCACAUGGUUUAGGUACGUUAGAUUUAUUCUACUUAUUGUUAAAUAUUAAAGAAAAUCUAAAGAUACAGGAUGUCCCAUAA